UGGCCCCAGGCCAUACCCUGCUUGCCCAGGCUUCUAAGGCUACAACCAGCUAGCCUGUGCCCCACACCUGCCCUGUGAGGACUUCCUGCUCUCCCAUUCUCGUCCCUGGAUUGGCCGUGAGGGGUUCGUCUAACACCUUGGGCCUGCGCGCUGCGGGACCAGAGAAGAGUGGGGGCGGGGGGGAUGUCUGCGGGCAAGAUGGCGGCUACUGCGGCCGGUGUGGGCCGGUUGGAGGAAGAGGCGUUGCGGCGAAAGGAACGGCUGAAGGCCCUACGGGAGAAAACCGGGCGCAAGGACAAGGAAGAUGGGGAGCCAAAGACCAAGCAGCUCAGAGAAGGGGAGGAGGAAGGCGAGAAGCACAGGGAACUCAGGCUGCGGAACUAUGUCCCAGAGGAUGAGGACCUGAAGAAGAGAAGGGUGCCCCAGGCCAAGCCAAUCGCAGUGGAAGAGAAGGUGAAGGAGCAGCUGGAGGCCGCCAAGCCAGAGCCCAUCAUUGAGGAAGUGGACCUGGCCAACCUCGCACCCCGGAAGCCUGAUUGGGACCUCAAGAGAGAUGUAGCCAAGAAGCUGGAGAAGCUAGAAAAGCGGACCCAGAGGGCCAUCGCCGAGCUGAUCCGUGAGAGGCUGAAGGGCCAGGAGGACAACCUGGCCUCUGCAGUGGCGGCCACCACCACCGAACAAGAGGCUGGUGACUCCGACUGAGGCACGCCCUAUCCCCUCGCCGCCCGCCUUUCAGGCCUGUCCUAUAGGAGGAUGGUCUUGGGCAAGGGUCGGGGCUGGGCUUGCCAUCACCUCCAGUUUGGCCUCAGAACAGUGACUCCCUGCCUAGCAGUCUGAACCCCACCCGUCCCCAUGCUGUGAGGUCGGCUCCUUGUCUCCCGAGUGGUCCCCAGCGUGCUGAGUUGGGGCAGAGCCAGCAACAACUCUGUGGGCUUGCUGUAUCUCUACAUACAUAUGUUAUUUUGAAUUUUUUUAAUGUCUGGAAAUAGAAACAAGCAGACCCCUGUGUAUGGCAGAAA
Lipotes vexillifer (Yangtze River dolphin) is the source of this 1019-nucleotide messenger RNA. It is a transcript of the gene CCDC12, whose product is annotated as coiled-coil domain containing 12. Bases 184 to 702 code for a protein of 172 amino acids. The record is from RefSeq and is a predicted model, not a curated record. Gene Ontology annotation, cellular component: U2-type spliceosomal complex; post-mRNA release spliceosomal complex. The transcript has 8 exons. NCBI's taxonomy places the organism in Eukaryota, Metazoa, Chordata, Mammalia, Artiodactyla, Lipotidae.